Molecule: messenger RNA, 1965 nt
Organism: Hirsutella rhossiliensis
Lineage: Eukaryota; Fungi; Ascomycota; Sordariomycetes; Hypocreales; Ophiocordycipitaceae
Product: ATPase family associated with various cellular activities (AAA) domain-containing protein
Exons: 7
Coding region: 1-1965 (654 amino acids)
Molecular function (GO): ATP hydrolysis activity; ATP binding
Source: RefSeq, a predicted model, not a curated record
AUGAUUCCAUUUACAGGAACCCUGGCCUUCAGCCAUGGCACCCAAGCCUCUCCUGAGUGGAAAAGGCGCAUGGAAGAGCAUGAACCGGCCGAGGAGGGUGCCCUCUGCGAGAUCAUGACACUCUACAACCACUCCACGUCCAGACGUGACGCCAAAUGGUCCGAGUUCGAAGACUUGGCCGCCGAGGAGGAACGCCUCGCAGAACUGGGAAGGAAGUUUGCCGUCAUCCAUCGCCGCUCCAGGGUCGAAACUGACGGGCACCUGAGUUGGGUCACGCACUCCGUCGAGGCCCAGAGCCCACGACUACGGAGCCUUCUCGACGCCGUCUUCAGCGACUAUCCGUCCUGGUACCCUGACGCAACGCCGUACGCCAUCGCUCCUCCGUUCAAGCCGUACGUCCACCGAUGGGACAGAAUCAUGGAGCUCUGCGACCAGGCAGAUUCCGAUGAGCUACAGCUCCUGCGACGCGAACUGGAGCAACCCAUCGGCUCCUACCUGUCUGCGCUAGACAGUGCCCGGAAGACAGGGACCGUCUCGUUCCGCAAUCUCUGGCUCAUCCUGGCACCGGGGUCUCUCGUGGUGUCUCAAAAGAGCGGCAGUCCCUGCGUGUCGACUCUGGCGAGGGUCGGCUUCGUGCCCGCCACCAGGGCCUGCCCGGCAUAUUGGGCUCUGACACUGGUUCACGUUGACUGGAACGGAGAGUCCUGUGGGCUGGGCAGCCAAGCACAAAACAUCCUCGAGUACGAAGACUCCAUCCUCGUCACAAAACUCGACAUCAUCCCCCUUGAGUUUGCGCCGGAUCGAAAGGGGCUCCAAGCGAAGCUCCUGGCGAGAGGAAGGAAGUUUGAAGCCCUCCGGGGCUUCCACACCAGGGCCUACACGGGAAAGAAAUACGUUUCCGGUCGCAUCAUCGUUGACGCUCAUGCAUACCAUCAAGUGCAGCAGACGGUGGCCCCGAAACUGGCUCCCCUUGACUCUCUGACGAGUCCUGGAAGCCUCUCAUCACAAAUGCUCAGCGCAAUUUCAGCGGACAAUGGCCGUCCCCCGAGCUCCUCCGGAUCCGGCUCUUCUGGAUCCGUCUCCUCCGGGUCCAUCUCCUCCGGGUCCGACUCCUCCGGGCCCGAAACCAAAGUCUUAGUGUAUCCCAGACUCAUCAAGGGCUUUGAUCUGCGAGCGAAGGAAUGGUGUGAGUUCGACGUCGACGACAUGGAACCCGUCGAGUGGGACACCUCGCCCUACGACAACCUCGUGCUUCCAGAGGGCGAGAAGGACCUCAUUGCGGCCUUUGCGGAUCGCCGCGGGCUCAGCACGCAGGGCUUUGACGAUUUCAUCGCCCACAAGGGAAAGGGCAUCAUCAUUCUCCUUUGCGGUCCUCCGGGCGUCGGCAAAACCCUGACAGCUGAAGCAGUGGCGGAAAAGUCUCGCGUGCCGCUGUACGUCCUGAGCGCCGGGGAUCUUGGCACGGCCCCCGAGAAGGUCGAGGCCGGCCUUGCGGAAGCAUUCGAGUGCUGCCGACUGUGGGACGCGGUCCUCCUGCUCGACGAGGCCGACGUCUACCUCGAGAAAAGAGACGCCAGCAGUCUCCGCCGGAACGAGCUCGUGUCCAUCUUCCUUCGCCAGCUCGAGUACUACCGUGGCCUCAUGUUCCUGACGACGAACCGCGUCGCGGCCAUUGAUCCGGCCUUCAAGUCCCGGCUUGACCUCGUCCUUCCGUAUCAUGACCUCGAUGAGUCGUGUCGCCGAAAGGUCUGGGUCAAUUUCGUCCAGCGGCUGGGGCCGGAUGUGGCUUCUCUUGCCGACGGCGACUUUGACCAACUGGCAAAGACGCGGCUGAACGGGAGAGAGAUCAAGAACUCGAUCAAGACAGCCCUUGUUCUGGCCAACUAUGAUAAGCCACUCAGACUCGGGCACCUCACGACCGUCUUGAACAUUCGCAAGCGUGUGGCGACCUUGGAAGAGGCCUGA